AAGAAUUAAAUUGAGUUGUAACAUUUCCACUAGGUGAGAGAAGUAAUUUCGAACAAUUUUUUGUCAGAAGUCACGCGUGAAUUAAUUUUUGUUUCUUUAGCUGCAUUUGUAUGAGUCAGAAAACAGAAAAGCCGACACUAUCAGGUCAACGCAUCAAGACCAGAAAAAGAGAUGAAAGAGAGAAAUACGACCCUUCAGGAUUUCGGGACUUGAUUCUGCAGGGUCUUAAUGAGGCUGGAUCUAGCUUAGAUGCUGUGUACAAAUUUCUGGACACUGCUGGAUCCAAGCUUGAUUACAGACGUUACGGAGAAGUACUUUUUGAUAUACUUCUUGCUGGUGGCCAUCUAGCCCCAGGUGGCACUAUCGUUACUGAUUUUGAUACAAACAAGCUUUUGCGUACUGAGGUGUGCGUAUUUUCUGCCGACGAUGACUUGGACUCUCUUAAAGGCUAUGCUCAGCUGAUUACAAAGUUGGUCCGAAGAUACAAGUAUCUGGAAAAAACAUUAGAAGAUGAAUUCAAAAAGGUUCUUGUCUUCCUGAAAGCCUUUUCUCCUGAAGAGAGAACUAAACUCGCCAAAGUUACCUGUAUCUUGGUUGGGAGUGGCCUUGUUCCCAGUGUGGUGUUAAUUAGCUGUCUGCAAGAUCAUCUGAUUAAAGAUGGUAUUGCUCUCCAGUUUUUACUGGAUUUCUUUAAGACUUGGCUGUUAGAGAAGGAUGCCCCUACCUUGUGGACAGCCCUUCGUAAAGCCGGAUUAGAAACGAGAUUGAUGGAAUUUCUUCCAACUACUCGACAAACCCCAGAAAUUUUCCAUGAAACUUUUGAAAACCAUGGUUUGAGCUCCUUGCUUGAUUAUUUGAAAGCUCAUCAGGACACUUCUGUAAAGAAAGAUCUACAACAGCAAGUUGUCCCCCUUCUGAAAAAUGAUGCUCCAAUGAAAGAGAUAUUAUCUCUGUUGAAAGACUAUCAGAAUAAGCACAGUCUACUUGAACAUGAUCUAGCUGUCUUGGUGUGGAAGACCCUAAUGGCUGCAGUUGAAUGGAACAAGAAAGAGGAGCUGGUAGCCGAACAAGCUUUUAAACACUUGAAGAAGUACAGUGCCCUACUGGCAGCUUUCACCCAAAGUGGCAAGUCAGAGCUAGCCCUGCUUAUCAAAAUUCAGGAAUUCUGCUACGACAACAUGAACUUCAUGAAAGUUUUCCGGAAAAUUGUGUUCCUCCUUUAUAAAAGUAAAUUUGAGGACUUUUAUUGUUAA
Molecule: messenger RNA, 1253 nt
Organism: Limulus polyphemus (Atlantic horseshoe crab)
Lineage: Eukaryota; Metazoa; Arthropoda; Merostomata; Xiphosura; Limulidae
Product: basic leucine zipper and W2 domain-containing protein 2-like
Exons: 11
Coding region: 111-1253 (380 amino acids)
Cellular component (GO): cytoplasm; membrane
Molecular function (GO): protein binding
Source: RefSeq, a predicted model, not a curated record